Molecule: messenger RNA, 1418 nt
Organism: Nicotiana attenuata
Lineage: Eukaryota; Viridiplantae; Streptophyta; Magnoliopsida; Solanales; Solanaceae
Product: vesicular GABA transporter-like
Exons: 3
Coding region: 67-1314 (415 amino acids)
Cellular component (GO): plasma membrane
Source: RefSeq, a predicted model, not a curated record
AGAAUAUAUUGAGAGAAAAAAUCAAGUAUAGAAAUUAGCAUAUGAAUAUUCUGUAAAGUAACAAAUAUGGAGUCCCAUAAUGUAGAGACUAUUGAGAGUCAAAACCAGACCCAACAACCUCUAGAGCCUACUAGCGGAACCUCCUUCCUCCUAACAUGCUUCAAUGGACUAAAUGCAUUAUCAGGUGUUGGACUAUUAUCGAUAGCCUAUGCACUUUCAGCAGGAGGAUGGUUAAGUUUGAUAAUGCUUUUCUUAAUAGCAAUUAUAUGUUGUUAUACGGGAUUUCUUUUAAAAGAAUGCAUGAGCGACGUUCCAGCAUUAGUAAAAACAUAUCCAGACAUAGGCCAAUAUGGUUUUGGAAAAAUAGGAAGGAUUAUGGUAUCAGUAUUUAUGUAUUUAGAAUUGUAUUUAGUAGCAAUUGAGUUCCUCAUAUUAGAGGGCGACAAUUUGCAUAAGUUAUUCCCGGAUGCCAAUUUUCAUGUUGGUGGCAUCAAAAUUGUGGGUAGAAAAGCCUUUGUCAUUCUAGCUGCUCUAAUUAUAUUGCCAACAACAUGGCUAAAUAACUUAGGACUAUUAGCUUAUAUUUCUGCUGGAGGAGUUUUAUCCUCUAUUAUUUUAGUCGUUUCUGUAUUCUGGGUUGGUGUAACAGAUGGUGUGGGUUUUCAAGAGAGUGGUACUCUUUGGAGAUGGAAUGGGUUAGGAACUGCAGUAAGCAUGUUUACCUUUUGUUAUUGUGGUCAUGCAGUUCUUCCAACACUCUAUCAUUCAAUGAAGGACAAGAGACAAUUUUCUAAGGUUCUACUCGUGUGCUUUUUACUAAGCACCAUCACUUAUGGAUCAAUGGCAACAAUGGGGUGCUUAAUGUACGGACAAAAUUUGAUGUCGCAAGUAACUUUAAAUCUCCCCACCGGAAAAGUGAGUUCAAAGAUUGCAAUAUACACGACGCUAAUUAGUCCAUUAACCAAGUACGCCCUUAUUGUCUCACCAAUCGCAACGGCAAUUGAAGAUACACUUCCAUGCUGCAAGAGUCGACCUAUGAGUUGCUUAGCCAGAACAAUUUUGGUUAUUAGCACUGUUAUUAUUGCAUUAGUCGUUCCCGUUUUCGAAUAUGUCAUGACAUUUGUAGGCGCAUUUACGGGCAUUAGUCUGUCUAUAUUAUUCCCAUGCAUCUGCUACCUCAAGAUUAGGAAGCCCUACUUAAGGAGUUUUGGGAUAGAAGUUAUGUUUAUUGCAGCGAUUUUAGUGCUGGGUUCUUCUGUUGCCCUAUAUGGAACGUAUGUUUCAUUGAAGAACAUCUUGAGUAAUAUCCACUAAAUAUAGAGUUUGAUUCAUGUGGUGUGCUUCAAAUAAAUUAUGUCCUGAUACUCUUUUCACAUGUAAUCUUCUUGUUACCACUAAAAAGUAUUCAAUUUUUGAGC